AGGCUUAGACUAUCUGGUCUAGGCGUAACCCUGGCUAUAGUGCUUUUGGCAUUUUCUUUAACUUCAGUAAAUGCAUCCGAAGAUGAAGAGCGUUUGGUACGUGACCUCUUUCGAGGCUACAAUAAACUCAUACGACCCGUACAAAAUAUGACACAAAAAGUUGGAGUAAGAUUUGGUUUGGCGUUCGUACAGCUAAUCAAUGUCAAUGAGAAAAAUCAAAUUAUGAAAUCAAACGUAUGGUUACGUUUGGUUUGGUAUGAUUAUCAAUUACAAUGGGAUGAAGCUGAUUAUGGCGGUAUCGGUGUGCUACGUCUGCCGCCCGAUAAGGUUUGGAAACCGGAUAUUGUUUUAUUCAAUAAUGCUGAUGGUAAUUACGAAGUGCGUUAUAAAUCCAACGUUUUAAUUUAUCCUACCGGUGAGGUGCUGUGGGUACCGCCCGCCAUUUAUCAAAGUUCUUGCACCAUUGAUGUCACCUACUUUCCCUUCGAUCAGCAGACUUGUAUUAUGAAAUUCGGCUCCUGGACCUUUAAUGGCGAUCAGGUGUCGUUGGCCUUGUACAACAACAAAAACUUUGUGGAUUUGUCGGAUUAUUGGAAAUCUGGAACAUGGGAUAUCAUUGAAGUGCCCGCCUAUUUGAAUGUGUAUGAGGGUGAUGGUAAUCAUCCUACUGAAACAGAUAUUACAUUUUAUAUCAUCAUACGUAGGAAAACUCUGUUCUAUACGGUGAAUUUAAUUUUGCCCACUGUGCUGAUUUCAUUCCUGUGUGUUUUGGUAUUUUAUUUGCCAGCCGAAGCUGGAGAAAAGGUUACCUUGGGUAUUAGCAUUUUACUGUCACUGGUUGUGUUCCUGUUGCUUGUAUCGAAAAUUCUACCGCCCACUUCUUUGGUGCUGCCUCUUAUAGCCAAAUAUUUACUCUUCACCUUCAUCAUGAAUACCGUUUCUAUUUUGGUGACGGUUGUCAUUAUCAAUUGGAAUUUCCGAGGUCCUCGCACUCAUCGUAUGCCCAACUGGAUACGACGAGCUUUUCUACAAUAUCUACCUGCCAUUCUACUAAUGAAACGUCCACGCAAAACCCGUCUCCGUUGGAUGAUGGAAAUGCCUGGCACUAGUGCUCAAACGUAUCCCACAUCGUAUGGCUCGCCGGCUGAGAUGCCCAAACAGAUUAGUGCCAUUGGCGGCAAACAAUCAAAAAUGGAAGUUAUGGAAUUGUCGGAUUUGCAUCAUCCAAAUUGUAAAAUAAAUCGUAAAGUUAAUAGUGGUGCUGAAUUGGGCAUUGGGGAUCAUGGACGGCGGGAGAGUGAAUCGUCGGAUUCGAUUUUAUUGUCGCCGGAGGCGAGUAAGGCUACUGAGGCGGUAGAGUUUAUAGCGGAGCAUUUGAGGAAUGAAGAUUUGUAUAUACAAACCCGCGAAGAUUGGAAAUACGUUGCCAUGGUUAUAGAUCGUUUACAAUUAUAUCUGUUCUUUAUUGUUACCACUGCCGGUACCAUUGGUAUAUUAAUGGAUGCCCCACAUAUUUUCGAAUACGUGGAUCAAGAUCGUAUCAUUGAAAUCUAUAGAGGAAAGUAAAUCACUCGUUUUAAAGCAACCAAACAAAAA
Calliphora vicina (urban bluebottle blowfly) is the source of this 1596-nucleotide messenger RNA. RefSeq names its product nicotinic acetylcholine receptor beta1 (gene nAChRbeta1). The coding region runs from base 148 to 1566 and encodes 472 amino acids. NCBI's taxonomy places the organism in Eukaryota, Metazoa, Arthropoda, Insecta, Diptera, Calliphoridae. Gene Ontology annotation, molecular function: acetylcholine-gated monoatomic cation-selective channel activity; transmembrane signaling receptor activity. Gene Ontology annotation, cellular component: neuron projection; plasma membrane; postsynaptic membrane. Gene Ontology annotation, biological process: nervous system process; monoatomic ion transmembrane transport; signal transduction. The record is from RefSeq and is a predicted model, not a curated record. The transcript is spliced from 6 exons.